Molecule: messenger RNA, 390 nt
Organism: Micromonas pusilla CCMP1545
Lineage: Eukaryota; Viridiplantae; Chlorophyta; Mamiellophyceae; Mamiellales; Mamiellaceae
Exons: 2
Coding region: 1-390 (129 amino acids)
Biological process (GO): translation
Cellular component (GO): ribosome
Molecular function (GO): structural constituent of ribosome; mRNA binding
Source: RefSeq, a predicted model, not a curated record
AUGUCCGCAACCACCGACGACAUCAUCGAGAAGAUGAAGGGCCUCACGCUUCUCGAAGCGUCCGAGCUCGUCAAGCAGAUCGAGGAGGUCUUCGGCGUCGACGCCUCCGCCCCCGCGGGCGGCAUGGUGAUGGCCGCGGGUCCCGCGGGCGGCGCCGCCGAGGCGGCUGAGGAGAAGACGGAGUUUGACCUCGUCAUCAAGGACGUGGACGCGUCCAAGCGCAUCGCGAUCAUCAAGGUUGUCCGCUCGCUCACGUCCCUCGGUCUCAAGGAGGCGAAGGACGCGGUCACGAACCUCCCGUUCUCGAUCCUCGAGGGGAAGUCCAAGGCGGAGUGCGAGGAGGCGAUGAAGACGCUCACCGAGGGCGGCGCCACCUGCGAGAUCGCGUAA